Messenger RNA from Symphalangus syndactylus (siamang), 1651 nucleotides. It is a transcript of the gene ARL6IP6, whose product is annotated as ARF like GTPase 6 interacting protein 6. NCBI's taxonomy places the organism in Eukaryota, Metazoa, Chordata, Mammalia, Primates, Hylobatidae. The record is from RefSeq and is a predicted model, not a curated record.
GGGAGAGGGUCGUUCACCGCGGGUUUCGUUGUGUUUCGCGCCAUGUCGUUUGCGGAGAGCGGGUGGCGGUCGGCUUUGCGGCGCCGUGGUCCCGGCACCCCGGGCCCUGUGGCUCGGCCAACGUAUUCCUCCUUUAUUCAGGGGGACAGUUGGGGUGAAGGCGAAGUCGACGAGGAGGAGGGAUGCGACCAAGUGGCCCGCGACCUGCGGGCGGAGUUCUCGGCUGGGGCGUGGUCAGAGCCCAGAAAGGGCUCGGUGCUCCCGCCGGACGGGGAUGGGUCGCCUGUUCUGCCCGAUAAGCGCAAUGGUAUCUUUCCCGCGGCCGCGGGCAGCAGAGCCCAGCCUCGGCGGUGGCCGGUCCAGGUCCUCUCUAUUCUCUGCUCGCUGCUCUUCGCCAUCCUUCUCGCCUUCCUCCUCGCCAUCGCCUACUUGAUCGUUAAAGAGUUGCAUGCUGAGAAUUUGAAAAAUGAAGAUGUUGUAGACACUGGACUAUUAGGAUUCUGGACUCUACUUAUAAUAUCCCUAACUGCUGGAUUCUCCUGUUGCAGCUUUUCUUGGACAGUGACUUACUUUGAUUCUUUUGAACCGGGAAUGUUUCCUCCUACUCCUCUUUCACCUGCCAGGUUCAAGAAACUGACUGGACAUUCUUUCCACAUGGGCUAUAGCAUGGCGAUUUUGAAUGGCAUUGUAGCUGCUCUUACUGUGGCGUGGUGCCUCAUGUAAACCCACACUGGAGCAAUAUUGUUGGCAAAACUUAAUCAUAAUUGUUUUGUAAUAACAAGAAGGAGCAUCAUUGUCUACUCACAAGACUGAGAAACCUGCUGUUCAUUAUGUAGUUCAGAUAUUUAUCACAGUCAUCAUUGUGGAAGACCUUUUAAAGCAUUGUUUUAGAAUGUCUGAGUAUUAAGAUACAGAUUAAUUGGGAAUAUCUGAGUAUUAAGUUUUAAGUACUUUCUUCAGAGUAUAAGAUGUUCACCUCAUCUUUAUACUUCUGUAUGUGUAGUUCUUUCAAGUUGUAGGAAACAUUUUAAUGGAAUUUAAACUCAAAAACUUGAAUACAGGACAAUGCUUGCCUUUUCAUGUAUGUACUACAUUUUUUGCUAAGAAAUACUGAUAUUUCUGUUUAGUUGAGCUAGAAAUACUUCUUAUUUAUACAUUUAGGAAAGCAAAUAAUGCCUACUACUCUGACUUUUAUAGAAGCUACUUUUAAAUCAGAAUAUUUAAUUUUUGAUAUUCAUAUAAUUAAUAGAAGUUGCAUUUAUAUUUUUUAUGGGGCGUAGUUCCUUAUGUGUUUUUUAAUGUAUUUUCAUACUACAUAUUGAAUUUGUAUGUUUUUAAAAUUAUUACAUCUAGACAACUGUAAACAUUAUUUUUUUAGCUAGUGCAAACCUAGUACCUGCCAUUUUUACUAAUUUUUUUCUUUAAAAAACACAAAAAAGCACAUUGACCUAAGUUUAAAAUUAAAUGUUUAUUUUUAACAAAAAAUGCCUGAAAAAAGGUAAAUUAUUUAAGUCAUUAAAAUAUUGAGAAAUUUGAAAUUUUUACUAUUUCUAUUUCCACAAUUCCAAAUAUUUAUCUUGGUGUAUAUAUUGUUACUUUAACAGAACUUGCAUUAUUUUGUUUUUAAUAAACAUGAAAUUUUUAUAUGUGA